Messenger RNA from Salvelinus sp. IW2-2015, 1462 nucleotides. RefSeq lists its product as uncharacterized. Lineage: Eukaryota; Metazoa; Chordata; Actinopteri; Salmoniformes; Salmonidae. The record is from RefSeq and is a predicted model, not a curated record.
GCCUUCAACUCCUGGGUCGUGUUCAAUAGGCACCAAACAGAAGAAAAAUGGACUGAAAUUGGAAGAACGCUCAUUCUCAUUUUCCUUUGCAAAUAUAACUAUAAAUUAUUCUGAAUGUUCCUCUGCAACAUUAGCCACACUUUCCGUAUAAGACAGGUUUCUGCUGUCUGUGGUUUUCCUGCGAACAAGCUCCACAUCUACUUCUCUAUUCAAACAACCCUCUCUGACACAGUCACCAUCUUCUGUGAAGUCAGACUAACAGUCUGUAGAUGUCUGACAAAUGGCGUUAUUCAUCCCUGAUAUGGCUGGUCAUCUGUUUUUGGUCAUCCUCCUUUUCGACACCUUCCAAUACAUCGAAGCCCAAGACCUUCCUCCUCCCAGUCUGACAGUCAGCUCUGCAGUCAUCAACGAGAUAGACUCAGUUCAGCUGAGUUGUGAGACGCCUCCAUCUCUCCAUGUGUCUCAAUGUUACUUCUACAUAGAGGGGGGGAAGAAUCUUACAGACUCAUCCUGUACUCAGACACUCACAGGAACAGAGCUGCUCAAGAGGUCUGGUCCAACAUUUCCAGCUGUGGUCAAAGUGAAGUGUUACUAUACUAUAGAGAGGUCUCACACAUCUCCCUUUAGUUACCCUGUCUCAGUUACUGUUCAGGACCCACCUCCUCCCAGGCUGACAGUCAGCUCUACAGUCAUCAGAGAGAGAGACUCAGUUCAGCUGAGCUGUCAGACUCUUCCAUCUGUCACUGUGUCUCACUGUUACUUCUACAUAGAGGGGAUAUUUAUUUAUCUACCUGACUCAUCCUGUACUCAGACACUCACAGGAAUUGAGCUGCUCAAGAGGGCAGAUCAAACAUUUUCAGCUGUGGUCAAAGUGAUGUGUUACUACGCGGUAGAGAGUACUCACACAUCUCCAUUAAGUGACCCUGUCUCAGUCAUUAUUCAGGGUGAACUACAGAAACCAGACAUUGAUAUCAAUGACGAAUCUUCUCAUGACAUCACCAUUAUUUGUGUACUUCCUGAGUCUGUCAGUAAUGUUCAUAGCUGUAACCUGUACACUGGAGACCAGCCUCAGGCCUACAAAGAGGCUCAGGCCAUUAUGAUGAGGUGGAAGUCAUCCGUGAGAAUACUCUGUACCUUCAGUGUGUCUAAGAAUGAUCUGUUCAGUCGUCUGCAGGAGAGGAGAGAUGUGAGCUGUGACUACAGAGAGAACACAGGAUCUCUCUCUCUCUCUCCACACAGUGAUCUAUAUAACUUUACAGGUCAAAGCUCCACAGACAUUGUUGUGAAUUCAACAGUCCAGAAAGUGUUCCAGCUGUGCAAAUACGGCAGGCUAGUAGUGGGUGUGGCUUCUGGGGUGGGCGUGUUCCUGAUGGGAUUGACAGCUGUCUGUCUCUGCAGGAAGACCAAGAAAAGCAAUUCUCAGAGACCUACAGCCAGACAGGAUGAUCACAGCCUAAUGUGA